AAAGAGAGAGAGAAGGCAACGCUGAAGCAGACUCGAGUGAGCGGCUCGGGGAGCGUGUGAGAGACCGAGGCUGAUCAGAGCUGCGCGUGCAUGCGUGCCGGUGCCCAUGAUGGAGCUGAAGGACAGUUGUGCCAGCGAGGGCAGCCAUGAAACUGAAAGUGCUGGCACAGGCAACCUAUCAGGCCACUUGUCCUGGCACUUGUUUGCCCAGCGCAGCACGCUACACGGACUGCGCUAUGUUUUCCCACAUCGUCGUUCCUCAACACUGCGACGUGUGCUCUGGACGGCAGCUCUAUUGGCCUGUCUUGGUGUCCUGGCACUGGAGGGUGCGGAGCGCAUAGCCCACUUUCUAUCAUAUCCACACGUGGCUAGCGUUGGCGCCGUGCCCGCGACGAGCCUGGUGUUCCCUGCUGUCACCGUGUGCAACCUGAACGCCUACCGCUUCACGCGGCUCACCCGUAACGACCUGUACCAUGCAGGAGAACUGCUGGCACUGCUGGACGUGCAUCUGCAUGUGCCCGAGCCACAGCUGGCCGAGCCCCACGUGCUCGACUUUCUCGCAGAGCGCGCCAAUUUCAGUGGCUUUCGGCCCAAACCGUUUAGCAUGCGAGAGUUCACCGAGCGCGUCGGUCAUGACCUACACGAGAUGAUGCUUUACUGUCGCUAUGAGGGCCAGGAAUGCAGCCACCGGGACUUCAAAACCUUUUGCUGAAUUUUUUCCUGGAAAACGGGGCCAUGUCUAUGAUUGUCCGCACAUGUGAGGAGAAAAUGUUCCUGCAGUGACGGC
Molecule: messenger RNA, 787 nt
Organism: Clarias gariepinus (North African catfish)
Lineage: Eukaryota; Metazoa; Chordata; Actinopteri; Siluriformes; Clariidae
Product: acid-sensing ion channel 2-like
Exons: 3
Coding region: 107-712 (201 amino acids)
Biological process (GO): sodium ion transmembrane transport
Cellular component (GO): membrane
Molecular function (GO): ligand-gated sodium channel activity
Source: RefSeq, a predicted model, not a curated record